AUGUUUGAUCAAGUAAGAGCUAUUUACAUUAAUAACUUUAAAGCUCCAAAUUAUUUAAGAUUUGAUAGAGAAGAAGGAUCAAAAAUAAAUCAAAGAUUACAUGUAUCAAAAGAAAAUGAAGAAGAUAUAUUACAAGGAUAUUUAUAUAACAUAGAUCCCAUAUCUUUUACUACAAUUUUAAUGCAGAUUGAAAAUGAUGAGAAUGAUAAAAAUAAUAAAGAUGAUAAUAUUAUUAUUCAAGAAAAUACAAAUUUUAAAGUUUUGCAAAGAAUUCCUGUGACGCAAAAUGACGAAGAUUCAAUUAUUCAUAUAAUGGAUUGUUUACAUAUUUCACCUCCUUAUGUGAAUACUACAAUUGAAUGUGAUAAUGAAAUAGUUACAAAGAGAGUAAAAGAUAUGCUUGCUCAAUUACCUGAAUUUGAUUAA
Diversispora eburnea is the source of this 426-nucleotide messenger RNA. The record is from the annotation of a GenBank genome assembly. NCBI's taxonomy places the organism in Eukaryota, Fungi, Glomeromycota, Glomeromycetes, Diversisporales, Diversisporaceae.